AUGAGGUUCUGGCGAGCUCUCGAGCUGUCCGGCCUGUUCAUGGCGACCGGAACAGCAGCUGCACCGCAAGAGCAAAAACCUAUGUCACUGCCACUGUCAGACCACAGCCAUGUCGGCCACUUCAGUGAAUGGAGUCGCCAGACCAAGAAAGAAUUCCUGAUAGACUGGCAGCGCGGCCGCGCCUCGGAAUGGAUCCUAGUCCAGGGCAACGAAGCCGGGGACCUGGACUCCAUGGUCGCCGCCCUGGCCUGGGCAUACCACCUCGACCACGCCACCGCCAACACGUCGAGCCCCUUGAAGGCGAUCGCCCUCCUCCAGACCGACGCCGACGCGCUCGAUCUACGGCCCGAGAACUCCCUCGUCCUCAAGCACGCGCGCAUGCAAGGCGGCCACUCCGACAUCCUCACCAUCGACGAGCUCCCCGAGGACCCCGAGACCCUCAGCCGCACCAUCCGGGGCGUCGUGCUCGUCGACCACCCGGAGCCGCUGCGCCGGUGGGACGACGCGGCCGUCCUCAGCAUAUUCGACCACCACAAGGACAGGGGUGCCGCGCCGGACGCCAAGCCGCGCGUUUUUGAAAAUGUCGCGAGCUGCACGACCCUGGUCGCGCGCCAGAUGCUGGACGAGCUCGAGGCGCUGCCGCGGGAGUACCACAUGCCGCACGAGCUGCUGCAGAUGAUUCUCAGCGCAGUGGCGCUCGAUUCCAGCGGCCUCAGGAAGAAAGACAGCUUCGCAGCCGACGUCCAGACGGCGGAGCGCGUGCUCGGGCGCAGCAGGUGGGCGCACCGCGAUCUGGACGACGUCAUGGACGACCUGGACGGCCAGCUCAGCAAGGCCAAGAAGGACAUCGACGGCAUGGGCCUGCGCGAUCUGCUGCGGCGCGACUGGAAGGGCGACCUCGUCGACACGCCGUCGGCGCGCACGCCGACCGUCAGCCUCGGCUUCGCCUCGGUGCCCUUCUCCAUGGACGAGCAGAUCGAGAAGACCGAGUUCCGGGAGCUGUUCGACUGGUUCGCCAUCGAGGCGGCGUGGACGGCCGAGAGCGGCGUCGACAUCAGCGUCACGCUGAGCAAGCGCAAGGUCCGCGACGCCAAGGGUAAAAAGAAGAAGAUCAGGGAGAUCACGCUGGUUGUGCGGAGCGAUGUCCGCAUCGACGAGGCCCAGGCUGAUGAUCUGUUCCGUACCGUGGUGAGGGCUAUUGAGGGAGACGACAGUCUGACCAAUUUGCGUCCUUGGCACGGGAAGGGCGUCGAGGAGUUGGGGGCUAGGAGGGCCAUCUGGACGCACGAGAGGUCGGAUGCGGGACGCAAGGUUAUACGGCCGCUGGUCGAGGCGGCGGUCAGGGGGUGGGAUUAG
Molecule: messenger RNA, 1356 nt
Organism: Anthostomella pinea
Lineage: Eukaryota; Fungi; Ascomycota; Sordariomycetes; Xylariales; Xylariaceae
Source: the annotation of a GenBank genome assembly